Molecule: messenger RNA, 1998 nt
Organism: Verruconis gallopava
Lineage: Eukaryota; Fungi; Ascomycota; Dothideomycetes; Venturiales; Sympoventuriaceae
Exons: 3
Coding region: 1-1605 (534 amino acids)
Source: RefSeq, a predicted model, not a curated record
AUGGGAGCUGCGGAAAUUGGACCGAGCUCCAAACUCCGCAACGUCUGUGUUUCCUCAUUCGGCCCCGAUCCAAGUACGACAAAGAUCAUCGUGCAUUCGACUAUUUACCUCUUCAGCGAGGAGCAUGCUUAUCAGGUGUAUGGCAUGCAGGCAUGGCGGGUCUCAUUCAUGAGACGUCCACAGUUACCAAAAGGACGAUGCAUUCGCAAGUUCACAGCCAGUGCCGCACGGGCGAAGGAAGACGGUGGGCCAGGACAAACGAUCGAGAACGAGGUGAUACGACGAGAACACAUAGAAAUCGACGCUCGAGAUGCGAAGCGACGUGCUGAAUCAACCCCAAGACGCGCUCACCGCGGACAUACGCGUGCGGGAGAGGAGUUAGGGGAAUUCAACCCAACGCCGUCAGACGUCGACUCUGACAGUCCCAACUUCUUCACUAAGAUACCAGGCGAUGCGCGAACGUACCGCUCGCGCAAGCACGGCAACCCACCGUUGCCGCUUUCGCCGUUCAUAGACCCCGUCUUCGCGGCUGCGCGGAACAAAUGGAAGAUGAAGAAGGCACGGCCGCCCCUCCCAGAAGACAUGACGCCGUUCCAGAAAAGGCUGUACAGCAACCCGUACGCGCAGGCUCUUGCCACUCCCGUUCGCACAAGCGGUGUCACGGACACCCACCUCCCGCGCUUCUUCCUGUUGCCCUUCCAGUUGCACCCUUCUCCGGAGCCACCGCAUGCGCUCACGUGGGUUCCCGUCCAGCUGUGGGCCUCGGCCUCAGGCAAGCCUCUUCCAAAGUCCGUUCCGCAGACGUACUUCGAUCUCACGCGGGCGACGCUGGACAUGCUCGCGGGCGAGGACGGGCGCCGAGUGGCCACGCUGGCGGUCGGCAAGCACCUGACGCCCGCGAUGAAGAAAAAGCUCAAGAUACGGCGUGAUGUGGGCGACCUGGUGCUGGAGCUUUUGAGGGAGGAGGCCGUCAAGGUGCUGAAGUGGCCGUUCAGACACCCUGGCGCCCGCCUCGUUGAACGCUGUGAUGGCGGCGCGCUCGCGGUAAGAGAAAUGGGCGCCGGUGUGGGCUGCGUGCUGUACACCGUGCCGCUGACCAGCGAGAAGCUCGAUCUGAUCGCUCAACGCGUGCACAUGGAAGUCCUCGCGGCCGAGGCCCUUGGCAACAAAGCGCGCGGGGAACAGCUGCUGCGAUGCCCCCGCGCCCCCGGCCCGAUCAAGGUGCCGCUGGCGCCCGUGCUGGCGCCCCUGCAGAACCUCGCCGCCGUCUACCCGCCCUUCCGAUACUCGACGACGACGGACUGCGACGGCAAAGCCGUGCCCGUGUACGGCCUCGUCGAGCUGCUGGGCCGGGAGAAGCUGGACGAGCUCCUGAGCGGCACCGUCUUCGAAGACGCGCCCUGCCUCGUCGUGAGGCAGGAGUGGAGGAGCUGGAAGCCGCAGAUGGCGCUGCUGAGGCUCCAGAACUACCUCAGUCGCGAGCUGCUGGAAAAACCCGCGGCGGAGCAGCGGUCGGCUGCCAAGAGCGAAGGCGGUGGCCAGACCAAGGGCGAAAAGCCAAAAGCGGACGAUCGGAGCGUGGACGACGGGUCGUCGCUCGCGUAGACCGCGCCUUCCGACGCGAUCACGAAGCGGACAGCGGCAGUGACCGCCGGACGUCGAGUCGGAAGCGUGCACUGGCAAUGUCACAUUUAUACAUUUCGUUUCGUUUUUUUUUCAGGGUCCAGCCCUUAUAGCUCAGUUGGUAGAGCGCGACACUAGUAACCGCUACUGAGAUGUCGAGGUCUACAGUUCGACUCUGUAUGAGGGCAAAAUAAAUUUUUUUUCUUUUUCCCCCCCCUUCGUUCCUUGCGAUAGGGUCUUGGUCUGUGAGAAAGAAGAAAAGCGAAAAUGAUAGCUAGAUUUUCAAGUAGAAAUAGCACGUUGAAAGUAAGAGGGUGUAUCAGUUCAAGAGUCAAACCGGGUGCAAAAACUCCCUUCGCCGCCCUGCUCCCCCCC